AUGAACAACCUUCCAGACACAAAGGGAGCACCAGGGAACAGCAGGCGAAGGUCCACCUUAAGACACUCAGGGUUGAAGGUCUCGAGCAGUGUUAGGCCCAUGGACCGUGACAGACAAGGGAGAACGCUGCAGAACGUGCACACGCCCGCCGGGUCCAGAACAAAGAAUACUAACGUACCUCACCGCUCGGUCGUGGAACACACUAGCAACGAUAAGUGGCUCUCACCGCCACUGACAAACCACGAAGAGCCUAGGUCAAGAGCAACGGUGGCUCCAAACAACACUCCAGUGGUCAGCAGGAUCGCUUCACCUCUUGGAGCUGCCCUGGGGACACCAGCGGCUAUGUUGCACAGGGGGGUCCCUAAGGACACCGUGCAACAGGCCCCACCAACGUCUCCAGACUUCACACACUACACAAGCGACCCACGAGCGACCACUGAGGGUGCUACACACCGUUUAACCGCUCAGAGUCAAAACGUGACGAGUGACGAAAAUUUUACGGUGAGGAAAAACCCACUUCAAAAGGAAGAAAAAACAAAAUAUGGUAUAUCGAAUUUUUUGCCGCCAGUAUUGAAAUUUCACAACAACAACAACAACAACAACAGCAAUAGCAACAACAACAGUAGCAGUAGUGGGAUCAUACUGCCACCCCCGGUGAGUACCAAUAGAGGAAACAUUGCUACCGAUUUCAGUGCAGUUCCGUCUUUAGGGAGCAUAUAUGGGACUCGUAAUAUUGAUAGGAGUAUGACGUUUGAUGAUAAAUUGAAAGAUAGUAUUCCAUACACAGGAAGGGAGAGGUUUGGUGAGGACGCAAUGUUGAAUGCUACAGCACUAUUGACCGACACAAUGGACAGGGAGAAAAACUCCUCGUAUGCGCUGCCGUCUCUCAACAGAAGGAGAAACACUUUUUCUGAGUCAAACUCUAGGACACCGUCCGCACAUAUUAGAAAUACACCGGUGCAGGAAACUGGUAACUUCAAAAAUGGGAUGUUAGACAUGGACAGUAAGCUUAAUUUGGAACCGAAUGGCGACAUGGCUGAAAAAAUGGGACUGUGGUCAGCGGGGAGGCUCAGCGAACUUGCAUUUCAAAGGUCUAACGACAGGGGCGGAUCCUCCAUUAUGACUGAGGACGCAAACAUAAACUCACCUGAGAUCACCACGGAACCGAUCACACUGAGGCAACUAAGCCUUCACAAUUUGGGCCGACCAACUUCGAGCGGGAGGCAGGAAAACCCAACAAUAGACCCGCUCACGCUCGCAUCAUCAUCAUGGAGAGCAAACAUGGCACAGAGACAAUACCAGAACAUGGAGGACAGAGAUUUGACCAGCAGGUUUAGGACACCAUCUAUUCACACUAUCCAUAUACUGCCGAAAGUGCUCGAUACAAAAAUGGACGGCUUGAAACAUAGAAUGCUGAGCGCACCCAGCAAAGACGCUCACAUGGGUCACUCCCAACCGUUGCGACAGGACUUCCAGUUACAUGGGAGAACGAGCGAUAGCGAUCUGGACACAGCGGCUGUGGCUCUCUCCGCUCUAAGGUCGUCACCUUUCAAGUUCCCAGACCGCCGAUCCUCGUUGUCGUCCAUCCCGUGCCAAUCAGCAGGGAAUAUAGCCCUUUCCACACAAGGAUCCGCAUUCAGCAGACCGCAUUCCUCCUCUUUUUCCUCCGUGCUGCGGGGGCCACAACAGAGACCCAUCUUGAGGAUACACCAACGAGAAGCGCCGACAAGCAGCAAUUCUGGUGUCAACCACAACACGUAUAACGCCUUCUCAGACACUAGUGACGAGGACUCCUCGCGAGCAGGGAAGGCUUCAUUCAACAUGAUCCCGCCCUCGGAGCGGAACGUCACUUGGAACAAAAACGGGAAGAGGGUAGACAAGGAUACACUUCCGGAGAUGGAAUCUGUAAAGAGACGCAGGGGCCGGAGGAAGAGGAAAACCAGCGUGUCGACCACAUAUGCGGAAUCAGAGUCAUCGGAAGUCUCUGAGGAUGAGCUUGAAUGGAGAGAGUCUGAUGACGCAAGCGCCAAAGUGUCAGAGGCGGACGACAUGGCAGAUCCAGACGCGUUUGUCGUCAAACAGAAGAGGGGGAGGCCCAGAAAUUCAGACAGCAAGCGGGCAAUCCUUGAAAGGGAACAGAGCACAGGGAAGAGGCGUGUUGGAAGACCUCUUGGGUCCAAGUCCAAAAAGAACAAAGGGACGCCGCCCAAGGUCAAACCCGUGAAAAGAGAAAAGAAGGGACCCAAACCUGAUAAACCAAAUACGAAAUUCGUCAAGGAUGGGGGGUCAGCGUCUUCUUCUACAGGGACCAGGUCCAGGACAGGUUGCUGGAUUUGUAGACUGAGGAAGAAGAAAUGCACAGAGGAAAAACCAAACUGUCGCAAUUGCGUGAGACUCAAUUUGGAAUGUUUCUACGAUGUAAUGAGACCUGACUUCGUCGCAGAUCCAGCGAAGAAGCAGAUGAAACUGGAGGAGAUCAAGAUUCACACGCGAGAAGCGAAAAGAGCCGCAUUGAAGAGAAGAAACGGCCCACAGGGGAACCACCCUACUGACCAUGACGAUACCAAAAUCAAAACGGACGAUGUCGACGGGAAAACCCCCAGCGAGAUUAACGAACACCACAACAGUGGCGUUCCAAAUACCAAUCCUAUAAUCACUUAA
Messenger RNA from Huiozyma naganishii CBS 8797, 2661 nucleotides. It is a transcript of the gene UME6, whose product is annotated as DNA-binding transcriptional regulator UME6. Gene Ontology annotation, molecular function: zinc ion binding; DNA-binding transcription factor activity, RNA polymerase II-specific. The record is from RefSeq and is a predicted model, not a curated record. Lineage: Eukaryota; Fungi; Ascomycota; Saccharomycetes; Saccharomycetales; Saccharomycetaceae. Bases 1 to 2661 code for a protein of 886 amino acids. The transcript has a single exon. Gene Ontology annotation, biological process: regulation of DNA-templated transcription.